AUGCUGAGUCUUCUUGUAAAAGCUGCGCUUGUCGGGCUCACUCUUGCUUCUCACUCGCAUCAUCGCCACAUUCAUCGGCGUCAUGGUAGCUCUCAUGCGCAUACCGCAUAUACAGACCUAGAUGUUAGCCGUCAUAGGCUAAACACUAGCACAACGCUGAAUGAAACAGAGAGUUCAUCAUUUCCGGCAGAAAUGUUGCUGAACAUAACGCCCUUGCACCCCAUCGAGGAGGAAAAAGGAGCCUUUGCCCAUUUCAUGGUUGAAAAUGCGCGCAACUGGUCUCUUUCCAAUUGGGAAGAUGACAUGAAGCUCGCAAAAGAAGCCCAUAUCGACGCAUUCGCACUCAACUUUGCUGCCUCGUUCUCAGAUUUGGCUUCCAUGUCCUUGGCUUUUAAAGCCGCGGAGUCCACCGGCUUCAAGCUGUUCUUUUCUUUUGACUACGCUGGUGCCGGGCCAUUCGAUAAAUCCCUCGUGAUAGGCUGGAUAAAGAUCUUCAGCGGGUUUUCGCCGUAUUAUAAGUUCAAAGGGAAGCCAUUUGUGUCUACCUUUGAAGGGCCUGGAAAUGCAAAAGACUGGAAAGAGAUCAAGGAAAAGACAGGUUGCUUUGUUGUGCCGUCGUGGUCUUCCCUGGGCGCAAAGGAUGCUCUGGAGCUAGGCACCGCGGAUGGACUAUUCAGUUGGGCCGGUUGGUCAUGGGCAACAAAGACAUGGAUACGUGACACUCUGUGGACAGACCGUUGGGAACAAGUCAUGGUGGUUCAACCAAAGUGGUUGCAGAUCAUCAGCUGGAAUGACUACGGUGAAUCCCAUUAUAUUGGCCCUCUUCGCGAUAUCGACAACUAUGAAGCUUUCAAGGUGGGCAAGGCACCGUUCAACUACGCCCAUGGUAUGCCUCAUGAUGGCUGGCGUCUCUUCCUACCCUACUGGAUAGACACGUACAAGAAAGGAAAAGGCACAGUCACUAAGGAGGGCGUGGUUGGGUGGUAUCGGCCGAACCCUGUCGCUGCAUGCAAGAACGGUGGUACAACUGGGAAUACGGCCAGUCAGCUGCAGCUUGAAUUUGAGCCUGCUCAAGUGGUUCAGGACAAGGUCUUCUUCUCUGCACUACUGACUUCGUCGGCUACCGUCACUGUCACUGUCGGAGGCGCAUCCAUCCCCGCUACCUGGGAGUUUAUCCCGGACGGCGGUGUUGGCGUGUACCAUGGAAGCGUGGGAUAUGGGAGCUUUCUUGGGGAUGUGAAGAUUUCUAUCUCUCGUUCCGGUGCUACGAUUGCGGAGUUCAGCGGUCCGGCCAUCACGACAAGCUGCAAGGACGGUUAUAACAAUUUUAAUGCGUGGGUGGGGAGUGCCUCCGGUCCCAGUAUCUCAGCCGUUUCACCCAAAUUGUCUAUUGAGAAACAGACCUGCAUCCAGGGCACAGCACCGGGUAACUUCCAAGGCCUCUGUGAAUUCACCUGCAAAUACGGAUAUUGUCCCAUCGGAGCCUGUCAGUGCACCAAGAUGGGUGCCCCGAGAGUGAAGCCCAAGCCCACAGGCGUGGAAGGGUAUCCAAUCGCCGGCGAAGGAUCCAGUUACAUCGGCCUCUGCGCCUUUGCGUGCAACUAUGGGUACUGCCCACCAGAUGCAUGUGGUACAACCAAGGUACCUCUGACAGAACCUACGGUUUCACCUUUCCUUCCGUCAGCCUGCACCGCGGGUACUGGCGAGGGCGACCUCCAGGGGCUAUGUUCAUACGCCUGUAACUACGGAUAUUGCCCCAUUAACCACUGCAAGUGCACUGCGACGGGAGCCCUCAACCGGCCACCACCUGCCAACACAACCUUCAGUGCGGAUUAUAUCGGAGGUGAUGGGAACGAUAGUGGCUUUGCAAACGAUGAUGACCGCCCCGAGUGCGCUGAAGAGCUUCCUUGCGACUAUAGCCUGACAUUCAAUUCGUUGGAGGCCUUGGAGAAGGCCUCCGGCGAUAUACCUAGUGGUUGCAUGCCGAUGUAUGCAGCGCAGGUCCUCAUGGACACGCUAGACACAGCGCUGGCAAACUACACCGACGUUGACAAUGGCUACGACGACAAGUUCGGGUACUACGUCAAAUACCUCCGCGCCAUGGUCCCCGGUGCUAUCUCCAAAUUCGUAUCGCUGAACAAAGGUGAGGGGCCAGGUAACAAGUAUUUCCAGUGCAGGUGGGCCAUGCCAGGCGAGGAGAAGGGGGAGUACCAGAGCUGCCCAAUCAUCAACACAUCCGAGCAAGUGUACAUUGAGUAUAAGUUGAUCGAUGAGGAUGGUUUCUUCAAGGAACUCCAGAGCAAGUACGGCAUCUCAAAAGACUGGGUCGAAUUCAAAACCUACCACCGUGAAGUACCCGCAUGUCCUCCUUUCACAGGAAUAGGACCGCCCCCGAUCUGCACCCAUCCCCAUUUCCAGUACGAAAACUUCCCCAUGGCUAAAGAGGACUUCACUAUCCCCAACCCCAAGGACUCAAUCAAGGACGCGCUGCCCCGUUUCAAGCAGCUCCAGCUCGAUCUAGCAGCCACAUGGGGCGACCUGUCUUUUUUCCUCUGGGACGGCGACGAUGACGACGCCGUGGCUGCCCUGUCCAUGCCGGUGUUCAUGCUCCUGCAAGCCGUUGACUCCAUGGCGACAGUGAAGCAGAUCGGCGAAGAGGAAAAGGAGCACGAGGAAGAGGCAAAGCGUAAUCUGAUCCUCAUCAUCCUCUCCGCGGUCCUACUUAUCCUACCGUUUGCCGCAGAGGUCGUCGGAGCCGUGACGGGGAUCGCCUGGAUCGCAGAUGCUGCCACAAUCGCAGACGUCAGUGCUAGCAUUGCGCUAGCGGGCUAUGACAUUGUGAAAGAUCCAAAAUCAGCACCUAUGGAGCUUCUGAAUAUCCUGUUCGCUGGUUCGGGGCGCACCGCGAAGAAUUUUUCCAAGGCUGCGGACGUUCGUCGUGGCAUCAAGGUGGGCGAACUGGCAAAGUUUGGGUCUGUUUUUAAGGAACAUGACGAGGCUUUGCAGAGUCUUAUCCGGUUUUGUAAGAAGUGA
Aspergillus bombycis is the source of this 3033-nucleotide messenger RNA. RefSeq names its product glycoside hydrolase family 71 protein. The coding region runs from base 1 to 3033 and encodes 1010 amino acids. The record is from RefSeq and is a predicted model, not a curated record. The transcript is spliced from 4 exons. Gene Ontology annotation, molecular function: glucan endo-1,3-alpha-glucosidase activity. Gene Ontology annotation, biological process: mating projection tip cell wall disassembly. Lineage: Eukaryota; Fungi; Ascomycota; Eurotiomycetes; Eurotiales; Aspergillaceae.